ACUAGUAUAUAUAUAAUCCUGCCGUAUUUGCCUCACCAUGAGUUUUAUUUUGUGCUCCGAAGUUUCUACAGCUUUAUUUACCAUCUCCAACGUUGAACACCAGAUCCAACAACCUCAGAAACACAACCACCCAAAAAAAGGGGGAAAAAAAAAGAGGGGCAAAUUUAGCAAGGAAUUGACCGUCAUGAUUCCCCAACCCACUCGAUCGUGGAAGAGGAAGCGGGGCAACACUUCUGGAUCUAGCCGCCGAAAGUCGAAAGCCACACCCAGAUCCUCACGAAGCCGCAAUACUUCCAGAUAUAAACGUAGUCGACCAAUCGGCCCGAUGGAUCGGAAAUCGCCUGACCCGUAUCCAAUCAGUGCGACCGAUCGGGAAUCUGAAUCACGGCCUGUCUCUAGUUCUUCCGAUGAAGGAGAAUCUCUUGAUCUCUCUGACUAUGGAUGCUCAGUCGAGGAUUAUUAUCCCCACCUUAACGAAGGUGCGAAACUCUUGAAUCCUAAAUCCAUCGAUGAGGAUCUUUUCUUCAAUCUACUAAGAUCUAGACGCUUUUUGGGAGACAAGGGUUCCCUGGCUUUUGGUAUUAUUAUGCGAGACGAGGUGUUGGUAGCUUUCAAUCACUCAAAACCAGUUUGUCGUACUCACCGAGACCUUAAUGUUGUUGGCCCUCGCGCUUUUGCUGCUAUCUCUGGAGGAACAGUUCGGGCCUGCCGACGACUCUUGCAACAACUGCGUGAGAAGUGUAUGGAACACGGAGAGUAUAACAGUGGUGCGUCUGUUGAGAAGGCAACCCAGUUGAUGUCUGAGUUGGUGAAGGGCAGCCGUUUUGUGGGUCUCAUUGCGGGUUGGGAUGACCCCACAGAUCUUCCUGCCUUGUAUCUUGUGGAUGGAUUGGGGGCGCGGAUUAAAGGAGAAAAAAUAUUGGCCACGGGAUUCAGUUAUACAUCUAUCUACGCUGCCAUGGAUUUGGAGGGUCUUGUUGAGCAUUUAAAUGAGGAUCAUCUAAACUACAUUCUGGACUCCCCUUUUGAUGAAAAAAUUUAUUCCACUUGGUCUGGUUGGUCUCGCGGUGAGGUUGGGAAGUUGGCCAUUAGACAAUUGUGCAUGACGGCCUGUAAUGCUCCCUAUAGUGGAAAAUAUGCUAGUGUGUAUAGUGUAGGCCGUUAUGGGGUGAAUCAGCUAGAUUUUAACAAAUCAGUAAAACGGCUUGCACGAGAGCAUAAGUUGCUUGUCUCUAUUUGUAGGCCCGGAAGGGGAGUGCAUCCUGGAAUAUAUGCGUACAAAUAUGCUGAUGAUAGUGGUGGUGAUGAGAAUAGUGCCGAGGACAGUGAGGACAUUACCAAUGAGGACAUUGCGAAGGACAGAGCGGAGAAGAAAAAAUUGGUCAAUCUAUUUUAACCUUUACAUUCAUUGUCAAUUUUACUCUAUUUUUUUCAUUAGCUAAUAUUACCCUAAGCUAUUCAACUGUUAACCGAUUUUGUCUAAUUUGCCAAUUUUUGUUUAAAUUAACGGAUUUUUUAUUAGUUUUAAUUACAAAAAUAUCCUAAUAGUUUUAAAAAUUAUAAAAAUGAUCCUAAAAAUUUGUAAAAUUAAUAAAAUAGUCAUUUUUCACUUU
This is a messenger RNA of Oldenlandia corymbosa var. corymbosa, 1613 nucleotides long. Lineage: Eukaryota; Viridiplantae; Streptophyta; Magnoliopsida; Gentianales; Rubiaceae. The record is from the annotation of a GenBank genome assembly.